This is a messenger RNA of Trichobilharzia regenti, 2101 nucleotides long. NCBI's taxonomy places the organism in Eukaryota, Metazoa, Platyhelminthes, Trematoda, Strigeidida, Schistosomatidae. The record is from the annotation of a GenBank genome assembly.
UGGAAUGCUAUGACAAUUCAACGCACUUUUUUGAACUUAAUACUUAAAUGCACCGAAAAUAUUUCGUUGAUUUGACCGAAAUUUAAUAAAGUAUUAGUCGUGAUGAGCGACGUUACAACACAAAAGAGUGACGCUGAUUCUUGGAGAAAACAGUUGCGUUCAAAAAAUUCCUCCCCAAGUCGAUCACUGAAAAGGGUGGCAGCCGCAAAAUAUGGAAAAUCUGUAACAGGAUUUUCUCUUGAUGCUUCGGCUGAUUUAGACACAAAUUAUAGAACUAUGAGAAAUUUAGAAAAUGAAUAUGUAAAAAGCCUACAGCAGCAAAUUUAUCUUUUGGAACUUGAAAACAACUAUAUUCGACACCAAGCUGCUGAAAUUAUGGACAAGCAACCACUUAUGGUUUCUGAGGCCUCCAACUCACUGAAAAAAAUCAAAGAAAUGAAAAAUCAAACGGAUGGAUUAAAACUUGAAAUUCAUCGUAAAGAAGCGCAUAUAGAUAUUCUACAGCAAAAGUUAAAUCGUUGUGAAGAGAAUAUUAGAGAAACUCUGUUAUUGCAUGACAAGGAGAAAGAUGAGUUAACACGUCAGUGCAUUACCCUUAGAGGAGAACGUGAAUUAGCCCUGAGAGAAAGUUAUCAAAAAGAUGAACAACUAAAAGGAUUAGAAUAUCAAUUAACCAAUCAAAAAUCAAAUAUAUGUGCUAUGGAAAUCCAGUUGGACAUACUCAGAGCUAAAUUAGAUGAUGAAACAAAGCGGGCCAAUGAAUUAGAAAGAUCACUUAUUGAUAGUCGUAAAGAAUUGUCUGAAUUCAAUACAAUUUUAAGACAUAUGGAAUCUCACUAUCAACAAGAAUUUAAUCGAUUAAAAUCAAGGCCACAAGAUGAAUUCAAGGAUAAAGUACGUCAUCUUGAACAGAAGCUAAGUUAUGCCUUUUUAAAAUCAGAAAAUGAUCAAUAUAUCAAAGAUAAACAAAUCGAUAGAAAUGAUUUACUCUUGAAGGAGAAUGUAUACUUAAGUAAUGAAUUAGAAAAGUUAAGAAAAAUGGCCGAAGAAUCUCAAUCAAUGUUUGAACGUAGUCAAUUAAAACAAACUGAAGAUAAUGCUGAAUUGAAUCGAUUGAAACAAAGAGAAAGUGAAUUAACACAUAUGAAUGCUUUAUUAAGACAAGAUUUACAACUGAAAUCAACAGAGAAUGAAAAACUUCAAAAACAACUUUUAUAUCAAGAAAAGACUUACGAUAAUUUAUUAUCAGGUAAAUUAAUACAACCAAAUAUAACUCAAGAAUUGGAAGCUUUAAAAACUGAACGUCAAUUGUUCGCAGAUCAUAUAAAGAAGAUUAAUGAAGAGAUUGCUGAACAACGUGUAAAAAUCGAUCGAUUGGAGAAAGAAAACUCUAAACCAACAAGUCAUACAGCACCAAACGAUACUUCUAAGCCUUGGCAAGCUAUAAUCAACAAUAAUACUAAUCCUGCCAAUACUAUUAACAAUACUACUGACGGUAAUAAAAGUAGUCAUAAUAAUAAUAAUAACAAUAACAACAGAAAUGCACAAUUACCGCUGAAUGAAGAAAACCUUUCCGCAGUCAAUAUCACUAAAGCCAAUAGUUCACCAUCAAGAUCAGUAGGACAUUUGAAACCAGUCGACGAAGAACUGAUUAAGGCAUUUCGUAAAAUUCGAACAUAAAAAUCCCCAGAAUAUGUUGUAACCUAAAGUCAUUCAUUAUAUGCAGUAAAGUGUCCAGAAAGCAUUUGCACAGUUGAAAAAUCAUAAAAAGCUAUCACGGAAUCUAGAAAACUGAUUUGUUUGUUUGUUUGUUUUUAUCAAUUCUCCAACAGAAGACAAUUUAUCAUGUAACCUGAAGGGUUAUGAAACAUAUUUUUUGUAUCAAAGCUACGAAACUAAACCUUCAUAAAAACACAGUGUGAAGGGGACAGUAUCAAAUUUUGCUGCACUAUUUGGUGUAUUCAUCACUAGUUUUCUAAACGUCUUCUUUUUUUCAAUGCUGUUAUUAUAUACUACUUUGAGAAAAGAGUAGAAAGAUAGUUGUGUUUUUUUAUUUUGUAUUUUCAAACAACGUUAUUCAAUAAGUGUAUACAUGUCAGUG